Molecule: messenger RNA, 2952 nt
Organism: Rhineura floridana
Lineage: Eukaryota; Metazoa; Chordata; Lepidosauria; Squamata; Rhineuridae
Product: endogenous retrovirus group 3 member 1 Env polyprotein-like
Exons: 2
Coding region: 641-1594 (317 amino acids)
Source: RefSeq, a predicted model, not a curated record
UGGGUCCGCCCCGAGGCCGUGACAGCGACUUGGAGAGUUGAGGCAUCGCCACGAUAUCUCCCUUUGCAAUCGAAACAAGUCAGAAGCUCUGGUGAGGGAUACGGAGAGGCACAAUCGGGAAUUCCAGAGACUUCCAUUGGAUGCGGCCAUCCACAACUUCCAACCAGGCGAUUGGGUACGCAUUAAGAAGUGGAAAAAGGAACCACUACAGCCAUCGUGGGGGCCUCCAGAACAGAUCAUCCUGGUUACCGAGAUAGCCGUAAAAACCUUUGGCAGCCACAAGUGGACGCAUGUCUGUUGUGUGAAAAAGACAUCGACUCCAGUAGAAACCAAGGAACCAGAGAAGGGAGUAGCCAAGGACUCCCCACCUGGAGGGGUGAAGGAUCAGACACCCGAAGCAAAGUGGCUCUCGGAGACAGUACCGGGUCUCGGCCUGAAGCUACGUCUACGCAAAACCUGACUGACAUCUUGGAGGAAAAACCAGGAUGGGCAACGGGGAGCGCAUUUUUUGGACUAGCUUUGGCAAUUUGCUUAUUUUUACCUGUUGUUGGCUGUAUCAUUCUAUGAAACCUGGGAGGAGAAUCCGGGGUUAGCGGAAGAUUGUUCUGAAUGCAUUGUUCAGGCAGUUCAAGAUACAAGAAUGAUUUUUACCCUAGUGUAUCAUACACAGCCCCCUGAAGAUUGUAGGCCAGAUGGGACCACAUGUGUUCAUAAUGGAACUAUGUACUCUAUCUGUAAGAAGGGUUCCAUUGUUCAGUGUUAUGACCCCGCUACCCCCACACGACUAAAUGUCACUGUGUGGGCAGGACUUGGAUUUAACAAGGGCCCAGAAGGACCAGAUCUAUAUUUCCUAAAUUAUACCAUUGACCUUUUAAAAGGGACACAGCCUCUCACAAUCAUCUUUAAUGUUUGUGCAGCUAUGGAUAAGGUAGCAUUUAGAUCUUGUGGGUCCCAGAGCUGGAGAAAAGAGUAUGUUCAAAAUCACAAAUACCUGUGUAACAAGAAUGCACCCCAACCGAAGGGACAUCCAUUCCUUUCUCCAUGUAUAACCUGGUCAGAAGGAGGAUGGCGGGGCAUGUGUGAUCAUACUGAUGGGAGAUAUAAAGGAUGCACAUACUUAACUAAGUUCCAAAGAGUACCCCAGACAAACGCUGUCUCCCUAAAUAUAGCUCGUAAUCAUCCACCCUCAAAUAGUUAUGGAAUUGGAAUAGAUGGGGUAGGGGCUGACCCCAUGACAUAUAUAACAAUAAAGGUGGAAAAGAUACGUGAUGGCCAAAUUAGGAACCGUGGUUGGUCAGUUUACAAUACCCUGCAGCGUAUAGCCCAAGCUAAUGACCAAUUUGACAUCUCACCUAAGGCAGAAAAUAUGUUUAUAGCUAUGGCUGAGGAGAUCGCUGAAACCCUCAUGGUUAAAAAUUGUUUUGUGUGUGGAGGAACGAAAAUGGGCGAACAAUGGCCAUGGGAAGCCUUGGAGGCAAGUCCGGAAAUAUAUAAUAAUAUGUCUUCAGGUGGAAAUAUCACCAAGCGAGUAAAGAAAAAUAAUUUGAUUUGGACGCUUACCACAAAUUUAAUCAGCCAUAACUGUUUUACCUGAAACGGAACGAUACAAGUUGGCCAUCUCAUCUGUUUAGGAACCUGGGAUAUACAAUACUCUCAGUGGGUAUCUCCAGGUAACCUUACCAUUCCUCCUAAAUUUAAUUUAACCCUCCUGCCAUAUAUAACGGAGGCAAACAACCUCCCAUGGCAUGUCCCCGAGGGAAUGUAUUGGAUAUGUGGCACCUUUGCCUAUGAAGAAUUACCAUUCAAUUGGUCAGGAAGCUGUGUGCUAGGAUGGAUAAAACCCUCAUUCUUCCUGUUACCCAUCCGGUCUCGCCAGGUGUUAGGGGUUCCUGUGUACCAACCAGUGGGAACCCAACGACGCCGAUGAGAGGUGGAUACGACCUUCUCCGGUUUUCCCUGCAAGGAAGCUGACUGGUAUGAAAAGCAGGGGGCUGUUUGGAGUUCUGAACGCAUUGUAUGUGUUUACGGUCUUGCUACAUGGGCUGAGGACGGGGCAUAUGGAUAUAGAACCCCCAUCUAUAUGUUAAACCGCAUCAUCCGAUUACAAGCAGUAUUGGACUUGGCCGGACAAAGAAUUGAUAAGGCUUUAAAUAUCCUUGCAGAAACCACAGACAAGAUACGCACUGCAGUUUAUCAAAAUAGAUUGGCCUUGGAUUAUCUUUUAGCACAAGAAGGCGGAGUCUGUGGGAAGUUCAAUUUGUCAAACUGUUGUCUUCAAAUAGAUGAAACAGGACAUGUAAUCAAACAAUUGACAACAGAAAUGCGACAAUUGACCCAUAACCCAGACCAAGAAUGGAAAGGAUUCAACAUUAAUAAUUGGUUCAGUAGCUGGUUUCCUAAAUUACCCAGGCUACAAGCCAUAGUUGCCCUGAUUGGGUUAAUAGCAGCAGGAUGUAUUAUUUUACCAUGUGUAAUACCAAUACUCAUGAGAACUGUAAACAACAGUUUAUCCCUACUCGCGGAGAAAAAGGCCAUACAGGCCUAUGGGAAAAUAAUGUAUCAGCGAAUACAUCAAGAAGAAGAAGCCAUAUGAAAGUAGACUUUCAAAGGCUUCUGAGGGGGGAAUUGUGGAAAAUGAUUUUAAAUCCACAGAAAACUACUUUUUAAAAGGCUCACAUCACUCUGGGAAAUACCCUGAAGGUUCAUCCUUAGAGGGAGCAUUGAAAUACUACAGGAGGAUGUGUGUUAAAGUUCACUUAGUAGAGUUUGAUGUUUAACUUACUUGGGUAGUGUAUCUAGGUAAAGAUGGCACAUGUACCCUCAGCAACGCCCUAACCUAAAGAAGAAAAACAACACCAUAUAAGGGGAAAUGGAAACUAGAAGGGUCCACCACCAGGAGUAAACGAAACUGCACGUAUACGAUUUCCUGUAAAUGGGCUGAUUUCAGGGAAA